AUGAGUGAUACUUCUGAAGAUGCUGUGUCAUCUUCUAGAGAUGACAAUUUGAAUUCGAAGCAGGAAUUAAGUGAGUCUCAGCAGAAUGGAAACUCAGACUAUUUUUCCAACGUGCUUUUUACCGAUCUUGAAAUUUCUGAGCCCAUUUUGAGGGCUUUGGCUGAACACGAGUUUGUCAAAACAACUGAGAUUCAAGCUAAGUGUAUUCCCCCGCUUUUGCAGGGCAAGGACGUUUUGGGAAAGGCGAAAACAGGCUCUGGAAAGACGCUCGCCUUCCUGAUUCCACUGGCAGAAGUCCUGUUUCAGGUUAAAUUUAUGCCGAGAAAUGGCACCGGCGGCCUCAUCAUCUCCCCAACGAGGGAGCUUAGCCUUCAGAUAUUCGAAGUUGCGAAGGACGUCUGCAAAUAUCUGCCUCAGACUCUGGGCCUGGUCAUGGGAGGCGCCAACAGGAAGCAGGAGGCCGACAAGCUCGUCAGAGGCGUGAAUAUUUUAAUCGCAACCCCCGGCCGUCUACUCGACCACAUGCAGAACACCAAGGGGUUCAUCUACAAGAACCUGCUCGUCUUUGUCAUUGACGAGGCCGAUAGGAUCCUAGAAAUUGGAUUUGAGGAGGAGAUUAACCAAAUUAUUAAAAUGUUGCCGAAAAACAGGCAAACUUCGCUCUUUUCAGCCACUCACACUUCAAACGUCGACGACCUCGCUCGUUUGUCUCUGAAAUCGCCUGUUUUCCUCCAGGCAUCUGCUGACGAUAGCGCCACUGUGGUCGGUUUGGAACAGGGUUACGUUGUUUGCGAGGCUGAGAACAGAUUCAUGUUGCUCUUCACGUUUUUGAAGAAGAACCUCGACAAGAAGAUAAUGGUUUUCUUCAGCAGCUGCAACUCCGUCAAGUUCCACGACGAGCUUCUCAACUACGUUGACAUACCUGUCAAGUCCAUUCAUGGGCGCAAGAAACAAUCGCACCGACUCACCACCUAUUACUCGUUCUGCAAGGCCACCAAAGGCUUUUUGCUUUGUACUGAUGUUGCUGCAAGGGGUCUCGAUAUUCCCAAGGUCGAUUGGAUUGUUCAGUACGACCCUCCUGAUGACCCUAAGGACUACAUUCACCGUGUCGGGAGGACUGCUCGUGGCGCUGACGGCAAGGGCAAGGCCAUUCUGUUUCUGAUGCCCGAGGAGCUCGGCUUUCUCCACUACCUCAAGUCCAUGAACGUGAAGAUAAGCAAGUACGACUUCAACCUCAGCAAGAUUGCUAACGUGCAGAUGCAGUUGGAGAAGCUGAUUGAGAAGAACUACUACUUGAACAGCUCCUCAAAGCAGGCUUACCGCUCGUACCUCCACGCCUACAUGUCUCACAGUCUCAAGAACAUCUUCAACGUUCACUCGCUCGACUUGAAGCGUGUCGCUCGGGCUUUCGGGUUCUCCGUCCCACCCAAGGUCGACCUAAACACCAAGCCUUCCAACCGUAGCAAGAGCCGUCUCAUGAAGCGGCAUCCGCACAAGAGGGAUAAUUAA
This is a messenger RNA of Theileria orientalis strain Shintoku, 1509 nucleotides long. RefSeq names its product DEAD-box family ATP-dependent helicase. The transcript is spliced from 6 exons. Gene Ontology annotation, biological process: maturation of LSU-rRNA from tricistronic rRNA transcript (SSU-rRNA, 5.8S rRNA, LSU-rRNA). Bases 1 to 1509 code for a protein of 502 amino acids. The record is from RefSeq and is a predicted model, not a curated record. NCBI's taxonomy places the organism in Eukaryota, Apicomplexa, Aconoidasida, Piroplasmida, Theileriidae. Gene Ontology annotation, molecular function: nucleic acid binding; ATP binding; RNA helicase activity. Gene Ontology annotation, cellular component: nucleolus.